GUUCCGCUCAUUUCGCGCACCGAGGGAGAAGGACUAGGGUUUUAGAGAGAACUCCAAGGAAAGAGAGCUAGGGGAAGCAAACUUCUAGGGUUAGUUCUUUUGUUUCGCGGAGAGGAAGAGAAAGAAAGAUGGUGGCGGACAAGGGAAAGAAGAUGAAACUAGUAGAAAAAGAACGGGAGGAGAAUUCGGAGCAAAUUGAUGGAGAGCUUGUUCUUACCAUCGAGAAGGUGCGGGAACUCUAAGACAAGCUUGAAGAGGUCAGGCCCAUAGAAAUAUUUCUAUGCAUUAGCUGUUAUUUUAUUUGUUAGCAAUUUCUAGAAAAUGGGUUAGGGAAAUUCUAGGUUUUCUUAAUGUUUUCUUUUGUUAACUUAUUGAAGCAGUGAUGUGGAUUUUUAUUUCUGUUUCUAAUUAUGAUAUUUUUUACUAUUGUAUAUGGUGGAUAAAAAUUCAAUUUUGUA
Rubroshorea leprosula is the source of this 458-nucleotide messenger RNA. The record is from the annotation of a GenBank genome assembly. NCBI's taxonomy places the organism in Eukaryota, Viridiplantae, Streptophyta, Magnoliopsida, Malvales, Dipterocarpaceae.